AUGCCUCCGCGUCCUUUUAAACCACCACGGCCCUCCGCCUCCUCCCCACCAGAACCCCGCGCAAAAUCAAAAUCUAAAGCAAACCCCAAAUCCAAAACCAACGCAGGAAUCAAGAAAUCAGUCCCUAAGAGGAAAUCCCCACCAACAGAUACCCGUCGCGAUUCAGGAAGAUCCCUAGGUCUCCCCUCUCUCUCCCCCGACUCCGAUGACGCCCCCGUCGAAGAAGAGGCAGAAGAGAUAGAGGAUACCGACGAUCCAUUCGCAUCGCAACAACGAGCACCGGCUGCAAGAAAAGAGCGGGAGAAGCCGAGGGAAGAGGAGGAGGUGCGGAAACAAGUUAUACCCCAGGAUUUACUAAAUGUGUUGUUGCAUUCGCAUUUUAAGGGGGAGACGAGGAUAAAGAAGGAUGCUUGUAGUGCUAUAGCGAGGUAUAUGGAGACUUUUGUUCGGGAAGGGGUUGCGAGGUGUAUUUGGGCAGGUAGUGGGGAUGCGGAGGGGGGCGGGAUGCUUGAGGUUUGUUGGGUUCCUUGGUGCUGCUUCUUGAGCGAAUGGAAUAUAAGGAGCUAUGCUAAUUUGGGUUUUGGUAUAGGUUGAGGACUUGGAGAAGUUGGCGCCGCAGCUUUUGAUGGACUUUUAACAUACCAGAAGGAUGUAAGACAUACUGGGAUUGGAGCUACUGGACUGGCAUCUCUAUGUUGUAUGGAGUAUGGGACGGUACACGGUGUUGAAACUGGGAUACUCUGACUAUACAACAGUAUACCGAUGGUAUGCUUGAUUGAAAUCUCCAAAUAAUGGAUUCUUACUCAACUACAUCGAAAGUUGAACGAAACCCCCCACUGUAUUGGGCUAGGUUUUGGGAGAUCCCAGCAUGAAACACAAGACACUCAGCAAAGCAACGUUUCUCUGCUCAUCACGCAGCUAUUGGGAAAGACAUAGGGAAAUAUCCAGCCUCCAUUCAAGGCUGUUUUGGUGUCUGAUAAUGGUAUUAAAGCAAAUCCA
This is a messenger RNA of Hymenoscyphus albidus, 999 nucleotides long. The record is from the annotation of a GenBank genome assembly. Lineage: Eukaryota; Fungi; Ascomycota; Leotiomycetes; Helotiales; Helotiaceae.